AUGGAAAUACCUGGAAACUCUUCUGCGGAAAUUGUCCAGGGACUCAAAAACGUUAGCGCCGAAUGGUUGCAAGUUACUAGUAGCUCAGAAAUGACGAAGCACCUUCUGUCCAAUCCAUUGUCUGGUUUAGCGUAUGGGCCUGUUAUAGAACCUGAUCUACCUGGUGCUAUCAUAACAGGAAAAUCUCAUGAUAUGUUAGAGAAAGGAAAAUUCCACGAUAUUCCUCUCAUAGUUGGACACACAUCCUUGGAAGCAAUGUUUGGCUCACUAUCAGUUCUAGUAAGAUUCUGGAUGACCAAAUACGAUGCAGAUCCCUCACUUCUCAUACCUCGAAGUAUGAAUGCAGACAACUUGACAAAGAGUACCAUUGCACCAUCAUUGAAGUGGAAAUAUUUUGGAUUGAUGCCCAUCGCAACAUCUAGCGAAGAGACUAUGAGGUUCAUUAGUGAUGACCAAUUUGAGAGACCCAUCCAGGAAGCGAUCCGAUUGUACUCAAGGAAAUCCAAUGUAUACUUCUACAGAUUCUAAUACCAAGGAGGUCUUUUCGGAAUCACAGAUAGACCCGCUGAUGGUGUCGGGCACACCGAGGACCUAGGCUACCUUUUGUAUUUCGGCUACAAUGGAACAGAAUUAGACCGCCGAGUCAGAUCGCGGGUCGUGAGAAUGUGGACCAACUUUGCCAAGGAGGGGGAGCCCACACCCCAUCCAGAUGCUCUUUUGGGCAGCUUCACGUGGCUCCCGAACGACCAAAACCCGAACGGCCAAAAUCCGAACGGCCAAAAU
Phaedon cochleariae (mustard beetle) is the source of this 783-nucleotide messenger RNA. Lineage: Eukaryota; Metazoa; Arthropoda; Insecta; Coleoptera; Chrysomelidae. The record is from the annotation of a GenBank genome assembly.